AUGACAAAUCAACAAUCUAAUAUAGAAUCAAUACGUUCGAUUAAAGCAAAUGAACAACGUUUAAAAUCAUUGGAAGAUUAUGAACGUGAGAAACAAGAUAAAAAACGUUUAAUAAAAGAUUCAUCAACUAAUAAUUUAAAUAAAAAAACACAUUAUACAUUUGAUUCGGAUAAUGAAGACGGUGAUGGAAAUAAUCAACCAAAAGAAUUUAUUGAAAAAAAAAUAAAACUAUUUGAUGAUAAUGAUGAAUUAGAUGUUGAAGAACAUUUUAGUACGAAAAAAAUUCCAAAGAAAAAAAGAAAAUUGCAAGAUCUUCAAGCACGUUUAACAACAACAAGUGAUCCACGAUUUCAAUUUUCUGAACAAUUUCUUGAUGAACGUGAUAAGAAUAUUAAUGAUGAUGAGGAUAAGGAUGGUAAUGAAGAAGAAAUCAAUGAGGUUUCAUUUGAAGAAGAAAAAAAUAAAUCACUUGCUAUUUUGGAUCAAAUAACAAAUGCAAAAAAUGUUAUAUCAAAACCAAAACCAAAAACAAAAAUGAUUCGUUUUGAUCCGAGUAAAACUGAACAUAGAAUCUAUGAAAUUAAUUCAGAAGUUAAAUUAAAUGAUGAUAAUUUCAAUACAUCAGAUAAUACGAAACCAAAAUCAAUAUUAAAAAGAAUAAUAGGAACAACACCAAUUCUUGAUUCAAAACGAACGUAUGAUUUUGAUGAAACAAAAUUAAAAACAUUGUUUGAUAAAACAACAGAUUCAACAAAUACUUCUAAUGGAAAUGGACAGUUUCAAUUUCAAUUUUUUAAUAAUCAAGAACCAGUAACAUUACCUGCUCCAAAAAUAGCUCAAGUAGCUAAACCCAUAUCAAAUGGAAAAUCGAAAUUAUUUCUAAAUAAACCUGGUGAUACAUCCAGUGAAGAAGAUGACGAUGAAAAACAAGAACAAGCUAAAUUAAAAGAUCAAAUAGUUAAUGAUACAUUCUUUUUCUUUGAUAUUGAUGUUCGAUUAAAAGAUGGAUUAGAAGGUUUUGUACGUACUGAAGAUUUAAAUGAACUUGAACGAACAUGGCCAACAAAACGAAAAGAAAUAGGCGAAGCUCUUCGUACAAAACAUCGUAAAGCUAUACAACGUAAAGAUAAACAUCGAGUAUUCAAUCAUCGCCAUCGACAAAGACAACAACCAUCAACAAAUUCUAACAAUUCAAAACCGGAUAUUGAUUGA
Molecule: messenger RNA, 1212 nt
Organism: Adineta steineri
Lineage: Eukaryota; Metazoa; Rotifera; Eurotatoria; Adinetida; Adinetidae
Source: the annotation of a GenBank genome assembly